Molecule: messenger RNA, 2394 nt
Organism: Scedosporium apiospermum
Lineage: Eukaryota; Fungi; Ascomycota; Sordariomycetes; Microascales; Microascaceae
Exons: 6
Coding region: 1-2394 (797 amino acids)
Biological process (GO): positive regulation of transcription by RNA polymerase II
Cellular component (GO): nucleus
Molecular function (GO): DNA-binding transcription factor activity; transcription cis-regulatory region binding
Source: RefSeq, a predicted model, not a curated record
AUGCUCGCUGACGCCAACUCCCCCCGGUCCAUCGGUCCAUCCUCGCGGAGCACUUGUCGGAAAGCCGGCCACACAUGCGAUUAUAGCAUUCGACUGAACUGGGACGGUCGCCGCACGAAGCGAACCUCUUAUGAUGCCACCGGCGACGGCCAGCUAUCUUCCCCCACACGGGGUCAGCGCCCGUUUACCAUCAUCAACCAGACCUUUGCAGCCAAUGCCUCGCCCCAGCUCCCGCCGCAGCAGCGGCGCCUUAGCGAGGGGUCCUGGAACGAUGACCAGCUGAUUCCGAAUCGAGCCCCCGAUACUGGGAACGACACCGCCCAACAGCAAGUUCCUGUGAGCCCGAGCAACCACGUGUUCCCUGAAAGAGACUCGCUCCUACUCAGCCCGGUCAACAAUGCGAGCGCCGGAAAUGCGGCGCAAGAGCAAGAGCAGAUGCUAAGGGACAUGUUAAAUCCGAGAACCCAACCUCAUAAGGAGCCUCCAAACUUCAAUGCCCACCAAUUCGUGGUGCCUAUUCCUGAACCUGCCGUGGCUGGUCCCAGCCCUCCCCGGGACUUUGAUAACCUUCUUUUUCGGCAACCUCAGGAGAGAGCCGGAGGAAUCCUUGCCCCUCUCGGGACCCCAUCCACUCUUCAAUCUGCAGGCAGCAUUGUUGCUACUCCUACUCUAGGCGACGAAGGGAAUACGCCCAUCUUCAUGCGCUUCCACCCGCUUGCGAAUCUCGGCCCCCUUGCAUCUCCACUUACACCCAUGACGCCGUCUUCGUACAGCGACGAUGAUCCUCGUGCCGCUCAGCAGACUCCGUCGAAUCCCGCCUCCCCCGACAUCCGCCGGCUUACCGUCAACUCCCUUCUCUCUGGGCCCCCGGGGCCAGUUUACAAUUCCACCGAAGGCCACCUUAUUCGCAACAACGCUGUUCCGGGGUUUGGGCCUGGCUUCGAGUACGACUUCGACCUCUUCGGAGGGGCACGCUUCUAUGGUUAUGAUCUUGGAAAGCGAGACGAAGACCUUCCCAAGAAUGACGAUCGCAACGCCAUCGCCUCGACACCUCCCACGCCUCAAACGCCUCAGGAUCACGCGCAUGAUUUAUUGCAUAGUGCUGGACACGGUGGUGUUGAUGACGCUUUUAAGUUCGAGACGAAGUACAGUGAUCGACCGAGCCGGAAGAGCGGCGGGUACUACAAGGAGCCUGUGCCGAUUAGGAUUCCGCAUAGUCUGGAGCCAUUACCCCGGAAGUCGACUGCAAGAGAAUCCGAUGAAUUUGCUGUUCUCAUGCCGUAUGACGACCAACAGUCGAAUCCGUUCCGUAUCAUUCUUCCCCAGAUGGCUGUCAAGAAUGACCAUCUUCUAAGCCUUCUCUUGGCUUAUUCUGCCUCCCACCGUGCUAGGCUUCUCCACCAAAAGGAACCAGAGAUGCGCAUGGCCCUCUGGGUUCAGGACAUCUUCCCCGCCCUUCGCGAAGCCCUCAGCGACGAUACCCGCAUCAUAUCCAACACCAGCCUCGCCACCGCCAUCAUGCUCGCCUCUCUCGAGAUCAUCUCCCCGAAGGCCUUCGGCUACGCUAUCCCCUGGCAAGAACAUCUCAACCUCGCCCGCGACCUCAUGCGGAAGCGCUUCUCCGGUACCGGGGUCCCCAAGAUUACGCACUCGAGCUCCCAAGAAGACCAAGUGUGCUCCUUCCUAUGGAGCUGGUUCGCCUACCUCGACGUCCUCGGGGGUCUCUCCGGCGGGCCUCGCAAGACCGACUCGUCCCUGAUGCUGCCGCUCGAGUAUACCGACGACCCAGAUGAGAUCGACUGUAUAAUGGGCUUCACGACGCGCUGCGUCCGCCUCCUAGCCGGAACAGCCGACCUCGCCCGCCUCAGCGACGCGCAGCGCAUACUCCCUGGCAACACCGUCAACCAGUACUGGUCGCCCACCCCCGAAACCGUGCAGCGCGCCCACGCCUUGGAGGUUGCCCUCCGCGAAAGCGUAGAGCGUGAAUCUCGCCCCUGCAAGCACAUACCCAUCGAGAACGUCGAUGGGCGAGACCGCGUCGAGAUGACAGCUACCAACGAGGCGUUCCACUGGGCGGGUAUCGCGCAGCUUCAUAGACGUGCGCUGGGGAAACCCGCUUCGCAUCCCGAUGUCCAGGAGCCUGUUUUGAAAAUCAUACAGUGUCUUGGGCGUAUUCGGAAAGGGGGGACGGCGGAGAUGGGGAUAUUGUUUCCCAUGUUCACGGCGGGGUGCGAGACUUCAGAUGAGUAUUGUAGGGCUCAGAUUCUGGAGAGGUUCAGGAGUGUUGAGAGGAAUGGCAUGACACAGAUCCGCAAGGCGAGAGAAUUGAUGGUGAAAGUAUGGAAAGAGGGCCGGCCCUGGGAAACCAUGCUCAAGAAUGAAUUCAUUGGGUGA